Molecule: messenger RNA, 689 nt
Organism: Agrilus planipennis (emerald ash borer)
Lineage: Eukaryota; Metazoa; Arthropoda; Insecta; Coleoptera; Buprestidae
Gene: tsr
Product: cofilin/actin-depolymerizing factor homolog
Exons: 3
Coding region: 126-572 (148 amino acids)
Biological process (GO): actin filament severing; actin filament fragmentation; cell motility
Cellular component (GO): actin cortical patch; actin cytoskeleton; cytoplasm
Molecular function (GO): actin filament binding
Source: RefSeq, a predicted model, not a curated record
AUCAACGUCCGCCACAGACCUCCAAAGUAUCUCCAAGCGAAACGUGAACAGUCGUUUAUCCUCAUAUUGCUGGUGUCUCUGGAGUAUAUUGUUGUGUUAUUUAAAUUAUAUUUAAGUAGCUAAAUAUGGCGUCAGGUGUCACUGUCUCUGACGCUUGCAAAACAACUUACGAAGAAAUUAAAAAAGACAAGAAACAUCGGUACGUGAUUUUUUUCAUCAAAGAUGAGAGACAAAUCGACGUGGAAGUAGUAGGUGCUCGAGAUGCGGAAUAUGAUCAGUUUUUGGCUGAUUUACAGGCUGGUGGUGCUGGUGAGUGUCGAUAUGGACUCUACGAUUUCGAAUAUAUGCAUCAGUGUCAAGGUACAUCGGAAUCGUCCAAAAAACAGAAACUCUUCCUAAUGUCUUGGUGUCCAGAUACCGCAAAAGUUAAAAAGAAGAUGUUAUAUUCAAGCUCUUUUGAUGCUUUAAAGAAGUCUUUAGUAGGCGUACAAAAGUACAUCCAAGCCACAGACCUUUCUGAGGCCAGCCAAGAAGCGGUGGAAGAGAAGCUACGAGCAACCGAUCGUCAGUAGCAUGCAUCCUUUUUUUACUCUCAACAUUUAUCUACUGCUACUCUUCACCCUGUGAAGUGUUUAUUUAUAUAAGAAGUAUUUGAGUAACUAUUUAAUAAAGCUUCAUUUUAAAUUUAA